Messenger RNA from Neltuma alba, 1302 nucleotides. RefSeq lists its product as uncharacterized. NCBI's taxonomy places the organism in Eukaryota, Viridiplantae, Streptophyta, Magnoliopsida, Fabales, Fabaceae. The transcript has 3 exons. The coding region runs from base 440 to 970 and encodes 176 amino acids. The record is from RefSeq and is a predicted model, not a curated record.
AGAAUCUCAAAGACCAAGUACAGAUCUGCGUUCAGAAGGCUUGGACUAGCUAGUCUCGAUGGAGCAUCUUGUUCUUGACAAUUUUUGCCUUCUCUCUAUGUGUGUUCACACUAGCACGCGCAUGAUGCGCUUUUGUUGAUAGGACUAGUAGCAAUUAUUUUUAAUCAUGUCAACAGCAAUGCCUCCAGAAAAGUGAGUGGCUUGAGUACCUGUGGGAUAAAGUUGAAUAGGCCACUGAAGAGCUGUGGAUUGAAGAGCUUGAGAAGCCUUCUUAUUGAGUUUAACAGAGCAGCCAAGAGAAGGCCAACAAGUAUUUAACAGAUUAAAGACAACAGAGAGCUGUAUCAAAAAGAGAAAAAAGACUCUAGAGAGCUGUCCAUAGGAGAAGAACCUGAGGAAUGUUAACGAGGUUGCUGCCAUAUGCUAAGAUGCUAAUCCCAUGCUGAAAAUGGAAAACAAGCAAACUGUGAGUGCUGGUGGAACACAAGAUAAGUCUAUGAUGAAGCCUAUUGACCAAAGAGCCCAUAUUAAAGGCCGAAGUGACAUCCUGACUCGACGCCUAAAGAAUCGAGAGCGUCAACGUAGAUACAGAGCCCGUAAGCGUCUUGAAGCUGAAACCAAGAAGUCUUCUGUGGCAAGAGACAUCACACCCAUAACACCACAAGAGGAACCACAAUCAACAGGCAAUCACAAUCUUAUGACCCGCGUAUAUUGUAAUAGAGAUUGGAAAAAAGAUGCAAGACGGGCUCACGCUCUUAAACGUGAAGAAGUGACACCUAAUGGAUCUAUUGAUCAUAUUACCAAACUAGCCAGUGAACCUGAAGCAGCACGCUUAGCCUCUGGGAAGGCAGACAUGACGCAGGAAAGGGAAAGCCAGUCUGGAUCUCCUGUUGUUGUUAACAAUGAAACUCCUAGAACUGUACUGAGUCGAAGAGACUGGAAAGCAGAAGCUAGAAAAAAGAAAAACUAGUAUUAUUCCCUUUUUCUCUAAAAAGAUUCACUCUGCGCAGUGGUCUUUUGUUGUAUAAUAGACAUUAUAUGAUGUAAAAGAAUGCUGCAUUAAGAUAUGUUAAAUACCUGAAUUUUACUGAGGUUCAUACGAGGAAGUUAUUGUGUAAUUUGCGAAUUUUUUCUGUUGCAGAUGUAGAAGACCAUUGUAAGACACGCCUAGCUUAGUUUAGAAUCUCUGAUCUUUUUGUAGCAAGAACUAUAUCGGAAGAUCAUCUUCGCAGAAUGUUGUGGUGAAACGUUCAUUAGACUGCCCUCUGUGUUAAACAAGAUAAGGUUUGAAGUUUGCCUUAA